GGCUGGGACAGCCGGGCACCCCGGGGAUUCCAGGUGCGCGCUGGAAAUCUAGCGGGCGCCGGGCCGGGCCGCCGAGGAGGAGCGAGUCUUGACCGGCCAGAGUCUUUAUUAAGGCCACUUCCAUGUGAUGCCAUCUUCUAAAAGGCCCUCACCAAGAGCUGAUGCCAGUGCCAUGAUCUUGAACCUACAGAACUGUGAGCUAAAUGAGCCUCUUUUCUUUGAUCUGCAUCAUUCAGAAGCUAGAAUCCGAAGUCAUGGAUUGAACUGAGCCACUCUGCACCUGUCAGAUAUUGAGAAACCAAUGAGUGACUGAAGAGGAGUCUCAUGGAGUUGAAAGAGGCAGAAUUAGAGAGAGACAGAGAGAAAGGUCUUCCAUCCGAUGGUUCACCCCCUAAAUAACCGCUACGGCCAGCGAGCUGUGCUGAUCCGAAGCCAGGAGCCAAGUGCUUCCUUCCUGGUCUCCCAUGUGGGUGCAGGGCCCAAGGACUUGAACCAUCCUCCACUGCCUUUGUGGGCCACAGCAGAGAGCUGGACUGGAAGAGGAGCAACCGACUAGAACCCAGCACCCAUAUGAGAUGCUGGCGCUGCAUGCGGAGGAUUAACCAAAUCAUUAAUCAUGCUGGAAUGAGUACUUCAUGGACUGUGGAGCUGAUUUUUCACCUACAUCUUUCUGUCUCCAUCUUUAAAGGGACACCAUCAAGUUACCUAUUGACCCUGCCAUGUUGUGUGGAUCUACUAUUUGUGUUGGAAGUUUGGAUCUCCUUGACCUUUUUAUCUGGAGGGUUGCCCUGAGACAUAAUCCCAGCGUGCUGAGAUUGCUGUGUCAUGACCCUGUACAUCUUGCUUAAGUGCUAUAAAAGAUCACCCUGUUAUAAAGAAGUAUGACGUGGUAUAUCCUGUAAGACUUCAUCCAGUUCAUAAAAGGGAGGUCAAAGAUCCACAGCAAAAGGGAAAAUUUGAAACUGAAUUAAAGUAUAAAAUGACAGUCAAUGGAAAAAUUGCGGUGCUUUAUUUGAAACAAAACAAGAAUCUCCUUGCACCAGGCUACACAGAAACAUAUUAUAAUUCCACAGGAAAAGAAGUCACCACAAGUCCACAAAUCAUGGAUGACUGUUACUAUCAAGGACAUAUCCUUAAUGAAAAACUUUCCGAUGCUAGCAUCAGCACAUGCAGGGGUCUGAGGGGCUACUUCAGCCAAGGAGACGAAAGGUACUUCAUUGAACCUUUAAGUUCCACAAACCAGGAUGAACAGGAGCAUGCACUCUUCAAGUAUGAUCCUGAUGAAAACAAAUCCAGCAGCUCCUGUGGGAUGGAUGAUUUGUUAUGGGCACAUAGAUCACAGCAGAAUGUGGACCUACCUGCCUCCAGACUGGUCAAACUGAAUGACCAGAAAGUUCAAGAGCGUAAGAAAUAUAUAGAAUAUUAUUUGGUCCUGGAUAAUGGUGAGUAUAAAAAAUACAAUGAAAACCCAGAGGAAAUAAGAAACAGGGUGUUUGAGAUGGCCAAUUACGUCAACAUGCUUUAUAAAAAGCUCAAUACUCAUGUGGCUUUAGUUGGUGUGGAAAUCUGGAGUGAUGAAGAUAAGAUAAAGAUAUCUCCAAAUGCAAGCUUCACUUUGGAAAAUUUUUCUAAAUGGAGAGGCAAUGUUCUCCUACGGAGAAAACGUCAUGAUAUUGCUCAGUUGAUCACAGCAAAAGAACUUUCUGGAACAACUGUGGGCCUUGCUUUCAUGUCUACCAUGUGCUCUCCUUAUCAUUCUGUUGGGAUUGUUCAGGACCACAGUGACAAUCUUCUUAGAGUUGCUGGAACAAUGGCCCAUGAAAUGGGCCACAACUUUGGAAUGUAUCAUGAUUCCUAUGUUUGCAAGUGCCCUUCUACAAUAUGUGUGAUGGACAAAUCACUAAGCUUCUAUAUCCCUACAGACUUCAGUUCCUGUAGCCGUGUCAGCUAUGACAAGUUCUUUGAGGAAAAGUUAUCAGAUUGCAUCUUUAAUGUUCCAUCCCCUAAAGAUAUUAUAUCCAUCCCAAUCUGUGGCAACCAAUUGGUAGAAUUAGGAGAAGACUGUGACUGUGGGACCCCUGAGGAAUGUACCAACGUUUGCUGUGAAGCUAAAACAUGUAAAAUCAAAGCAGGUUUUCAAUGUGCAUUAGGAGAAUGCUGUGAAAAAUGCCAACUUAAAAAGGCUGGGAUGGUUUGCAGACCUGCAAAAGAUGAGUGUGACCUGCCUGAAAUGUGUGAUGGUAAAUCCAAUAAUUGCCCUGACAAUAGAUUCCGAGUCAAUGGCUUCCCUUGCCAGAAUGGGAAGGGCUACUGUCUGAUGGGAACUUGCCCCACACUGCAGAAGCAGUGCACGGAACUCUGGGGACCAGGAACCAAAGUUUCAGAUAAGUCAUGUUACAGCCGGAAUGAAGGUGGGUCAAAGUAUGGAUACUGUCGCAGAGUGGACAACACACACAUUCCCUGUAAAGCAAAUGAUGCCAUGUGCGGAAAAUUGUUCUGUGAAGGUGGGUCUGAUAAUUUGCCCUGGAAAGGAAGUAUAGUAACCUUCCUGACAUGUAAAACAUUUGACCCUGAAGACAGAAGUCAAGAAAUAGGGAUGGUGGCCAAUGGAACUAAGUGUGGAAAUCACAAGGUUUGCAUUAAUGCAGAAUGUGUGGAUGUUGAGAGAGCCUACAAAUCAACCAAUUGCUCUUCUAAGUGCAAAGGACAUGCUGUGUGUGACCAUGAGCUCCAAUGUCAAUGUAAGGAAGGAUGGGUGCCUCCCGAUUGUGAUGACUCCUCCAUGGUCUCCAACUUCUCCAUCAUCAUUGGGGUGCUGUUCCCCUUGGCAGUCAUAUUUGUGGUGGUCGCCAUAGUAAUCCGACAUCAAAGUGCCAGAAGAAAGCAGAACAAAGUUCAGAGGCCACUAUCUACCACUGGCAAAAAGCCAUACAAACAGAAGAAGAAACCCCAAAUGGCAAAGGCUAUUCAACCUCAAGAGAUGAGUCAGAUGAAGCUCCAUGUGUCUGAGCUGCCUCUAGAAAGCAAUGAGCCUCCAGCUUCUUUUCUGAUUACAAAGCCAGAUUUUCCACCACCACCAAUUCCUACAUCUAUAUCAUCUUCUUUCCUUGUAAAUAUCAGCCGGCCACUGGAUAAAGGAAAGCCUACACAUAAGGAUUCAAAUCCAAAAGUCUGAAGCAACAGGUGAAUGGGUAAAUGUUCAAUUUGGAUGACUGGACAAUCUGGAUGAAAGAAAUAUAUGUGCUUCCUAUGACCGUUUGCUUUUGACAUGCAAGGAGGUUAACAUUUUUUUAUUCUUGCUGUAUUUGGAAGAGAUUAAACACAUGUUUUACAGUGAUAUGCUCUUAAGAAUCUAUAUGAAUUUUAAAAGUCUAUUCUCCAAAAUCAUGAGAAGAUGAUUAAAUCUUUAAUAGGUAAUUUCCCUAGAUAC
Molecule: messenger RNA, 3430 nt
Organism: Lepus europaeus (European hare)
Lineage: Eukaryota; Metazoa; Chordata; Mammalia; Lagomorpha; Leporidae
Gene: ADAM28
Product: ADAM metallopeptidase domain 28
Exons: 30
Coding region: 980-3175 (731 amino acids)
Biological process (GO): proteolysis
Cellular component (GO): plasma membrane
Molecular function (GO): metalloendopeptidase activity
Source: RefSeq, a predicted model, not a curated record